Messenger RNA from Acaromyces ingoldii, 3561 nucleotides. RefSeq names its product Na+ or K+ P-type ATPase. The record is from RefSeq and is a predicted model, not a curated record. Gene Ontology annotation, molecular function: ATP binding; P-type calcium transporter activity; ATP hydrolysis activity. Gene Ontology annotation, cellular component: plasma membrane. The coding region runs from base 1 to 3561 and encodes 1186 amino acids. Lineage: Eukaryota; Fungi; Basidiomycota; Exobasidiomycetes; Exobasidiales; Cryptobasidiaceae. The transcript is spliced from 3 exons. Gene Ontology annotation, biological process: intracellular calcium ion homeostasis; calcium ion transmembrane transport.
AUGGACGACUCUCACUCUAGCCAUGGUAAUAACAACAAUCAUGCCACCUCUUCGCCCGGCCACCGUAACGGAAGCGGUGGAGGCGAGUCCGCUAUCCCUCGCCUCGAGGAUGAGCCCGAGCCUCCUGAUGGCAAUCUCGACUCACUACUUCCAGUCCCCGCUACUCAUACCAUCGAGCGAGCCCGCAGCGCCACGCUCGAGUCGACUCUAUCUUUGGCAGGGCCAGGCUUUCGGACCCGCUCGACGAGCUCCCUCUCGACCACUUCGGCUUCUCUGGUCGGGGGUCAAGGAGGAGUUGAUAGCCCAGCCAAAAAGCACGACGAUUCUGUCAUUCAUAAGGUCGUCCCUGUCACCGCUGUACAGCAGAAUCAAGUCGACAACCGUCGCGGAUCUGCCACCAACCCCCCCGCGACUGAUCUGCAUCAACCGCAUACAUUGACCGUGCCCGAGUGCCUCGAGAAAUUUUCAAAUAAUCAGGAGACUGGUCUCUCCAGGCAGGAGGCUGAAGCACGCCUGGCUCGUGAAGGACCCAACUCGAUCCGUGAGGCCGAGACGGUCAGUCUGUGGACGAUCCUGCUGAGGCAGAUCGCCAAUGCCCUCACUGUGAUCCUCCUUGCUGCAAUGGCCUUGUCCUUUGGCGUACGCGACUGGGUCGAAGGUGGCGUUGUCAGCGCCGUCAUCUUGGUCAAUGUUUCUAUUGGGUUCAUCCAAGAGUACAAGGCUGAGCGCGCCCUCGCCUCGCUUCGUUCCCUCUCGUCGCCCACCACCAAUGUUGUCCGCGAGGGGCAAGUCAGCGAGAUCAACGCACGCGAUCUUGUUGUCGGCGACGUUGUUCUCUUCAGCGUUGGAGACUUGCUUUCUGCCGACGUUCGCAUCGUCUCAUUAACCAAUCUCGAAAUUGACGAGGCGCCUCUCACGGGCGAGAGCGUGCCUGUGCUCAAGUCGCUUGACCCUAUCCAUGAUAUCAGUGGUACCAUCGCGCCUGCUGAUCGUAUCAACCUCGGCUUUGCCGGCACCACGGUCACCAAGGGCCGCGGCAAAGGCUUGGUUGUGGCGACGGCCAUGUCGACGCAAAUUGGUCUGAUUGCCGAAGCCAUGAACAAAGGAAAGCAAAAGCAACUUGUCGGUCCCGACGGAAUGCCGCUCAGCUUCGGACGUCGCUUGUGGGAGCCUUGUGCCAAGUUUCUCGGUCUUCGCGAUGGCACGCCGCUGCAACGGAAGCUGGCAAUGUUUGCAUUGAUCCUUUUCGGUCUUGCCAUCCUUUGUGCUUUGAUCGUGUUUUCUGUCGCAGAAUUCAGGUUGGAUGACGAUGUGGUGCUCUAUGCCAUCGCUCUCGGUAUUGGCGUCCUGCCUGAGAGUCUUGUGGCCGUUCUCACCAUCACCUUUUCUGUCGGUGCCAAGCGCAUGGCGCAGUCCAAUGUCGUCGUGCGCAAACUUGAUGCACUCGAGGCCCUUGGAGGAACGACGGACAUCUGCUCUGACAAGACCGGCACACUCACACAUGGCAAGAUGAUCGUCCGCAAGGUCUGGGUCCCCAAUAGCAGCGGCGGUGUGCAGCUCUAUGGAAUCGAGCAAGGUGGCUCUUCGGUCCUGGAGCCCGAGGGGCGCCUCUGGAUCGAAGAGCAAUUGAGCAUCGAUGCCGAACAACGUUUCAUCUCUAAAAGCGAGCUUCCACAGUCUGUCGACCUACUUGCAACAGCUUCAUCCUUGUGUAACAUUGCUGAGGUGUUCCAAAGCGAUGAUGGUAGCUGGGCUUCUCGCGGUGAUCCGACGGAGGUGGCAUUGCAAGUCUUUUCGCAAAAGCUCGGCUUCCAUCGUUCAACACUCCUCGAUGGACCUUUGGCGACGUACAAGCUGGAACAAGAGCACCCCUUCGACUCGCACAAAAAGCGCAUGACAAUGAUGUUCAGCCUAAACGAAACUGGCCAGGAAGAUAACAGGGUACUCUUCAUGAAGGGCGCUCCGGAGCGAGUUCUCGCUUGCUGCUCGACCUAUCGUCCACAUGGGUCAGAGCUGAACGAUCGACCCGCCACGUUCCUCGACCAAGCAGCUCAGGAGGCGAUCCUAGACAAAAUGGAGACACUGGCUUCUGCAGGUCUUCGGGUUCUUGCCUUCGCCCGCCGCAAGGUCGAUAUCAUCACCAUCAAGAAUGCCCGCUUAAACAAUCAGAAAGCAAGUUUCAAUGCAACGGACAGUACUUCUUCGAUACCAAGCAAAACCUUUGAUGAGAGCGUCGUCGAUGCGCGCCAGGAGUUGGCACCCGGGCAAAUGGCUCGCGAAGAAGCCGAGCAAGACUUUGAGUUCAUCGGCUUCUGUGGCCUUUACGAUCCUCCUCGCGCCGAGACUCUGGCAUCUGUUCGGGCCUGUCAAGAUGCUGGCAUCAUCGUUCACAUGCUCACGGGCGACCACAUCUCAACGGCUCGCGCUAUCGCUCGAGAGGUGGGCAUCGUCGAUGGCACUGAAGGGCGCCAGGCUGUCAUGGCAGCCACCGACUUUGACGCAAUGAGCGACCAGCAAAUCGAUGCUCUCGAGUACCUACCGCUCGUUGUGGCCCGUUGCUCCCCUUCGACCAAAGUCCGCAUGAUCGCAGCCGGCAAGCGUCGGGGCCGCUAUCUCGCAAUGACCGGCGAUGGAGUAAAUGACGCUCCCGCUCUGCGCCAGGCUCCCAUCGGUAUCGCCAUGGGCUCGGGCACGGAUGUGGCCAAGGACUCUGCUGAGCUCAUCUUGACCGACGAUCGGUUCGACAGCAUCGCUAAAGCCGUCAAGGAGGGAAGAACCGUGUUCAAAAACAUCCAACGCUUCAUGAUCGCGCUCCUCGUCCUCAAUGUCGCCGAGGUUCUCUUGCUCCUCAUCGGUCUGGCGCUUCGAGACGCAAAUGAAGAAAGUCUCUUUCCCAUUUCGCCUAUAGGCAUCCUCUUUUUGAAUCUCGUCGCUGGUCUUCCCGCCAUUGGGCUAGGCUUUGAGGGAGCUGAGCCCGAUGUCAUGGCACGACCUCCGCACGAUCUCCAGGCAGGAGUCUUGAGCCGACAGGUCGUCACCGACCUCCUCGUAUAUGGAACGACGAUGGGGUGGACGAGUCUCGUCGUCUUUCUCGUCAUGAUCUAUGGCUUGGGUCAAGGCGUCCUUGGCUCGGACUGCAACGAGCUUGGACUGGCGUGCAACGCCGUCUUUGAAGCGAGGUCCGCAACCUUCACGACACUCUUUCUCCAAGGUCUUUUCAUAACGUGGGAGCUCAUCAGCAUCGAGCACUCCUUUCUCACGAUCCGCCCGGUUCAGCGUCUGCGCCAGAACCCUUUCCUUCUCCUCAGCGUCCUGUUCGGCGUCGCCUGCAUUCCCAUCUGCGUCUACGUGCCGGUGUGGAACACCGAGGUUUUCAGGCAGGGCAACCUCGGCGGGCCAGGCUGGGGCAUUGCCAUCGCGGCCAAUGUCAUCUUCUUGGCAACAGUUGAGCUGUGGAAGUGGCUGGCGAGGCGCGGUGGUUCCAAGUGGCUAACAAGGAUCUCUGGCGGCGAGGUCAGCACUGCCGCCAGCAUUCCUGCGACGGAGAAGUCGCACGCUUAA